Messenger RNA from Archocentrus centrarchus (flier cichlid), 1420 nucleotides. It is a transcript of the gene brox, whose product is annotated as BRO1 domain and CAAX motif containing. NCBI's taxonomy places the organism in Eukaryota, Metazoa, Chordata, Actinopteri, Cichliformes, Cichlidae. The transcript is spliced from 13 exons. Bases 131 to 1363 code for a protein of 410 amino acids. The record is from RefSeq and is a predicted model, not a curated record.
GGCUGCCAUCUAUGCCGUGUUUAUUUCCGGAAGUAAGUUCUCUACCUGAGACACUUUCCAUAAGGACUAUUAAACCUCACAUCUAUAUCCGGCCUCCGACAGCCUUGUUAGGUGUGUACCCAUUCACAGGAUGGCACACUGGUUUCACAGAAACCCACUGAAGGCAACGGCCCCCGUGUCCUUUAAUUUCUAUGGCGUGGCAGGGAGUCCGGCUGCCAAUAAGAUAUGCAAUGACCUGAGGACAACCAGAGCGAGACUGCUGGAGAUGUUCACUGAUAUCACCUGCAAUCCUGAGAUCAUGAAGAAUGCCACAGAUGCAUACUUCUCCCUUCUGCAAGGCUUUAUUGCGCCCUUGGAUGGAACUACACAGGAGAACAAGAUGAGGUUCAUCCAGAACUUUAAGUGGACUGAUACCUUACAAGGAAACACACCAAGUGCCCAGCAGGAUGCAGUCUUUGAACUGGUCUCUAUGGCCUUUAAUGUUGCCAUCUGGUACACAAAGUUUGCCUCAAGGCUGGCAGGGAAGGAAAACAUAUCGGAGGCUGAAGCAAAAGAUGUUCACCGGAGCUUGAAGGUCGCUGCUGGAAUAUUCAAAAAUCUCAAGGAGGCCCACAUCCCUCGUCUCAUCACCCCUGCUGAAAAGGGCAGAGACCUGGAGCCCCGAGUCAUUGAUGCAUACAUCAUCCAGUGUCAAGCAGAAGCACAGGAAGUGACAAUUGCCAGAGCCAUUGAACUGAAGCACAAUGCAACACUGGUCGCAGCUUUGGCAUUUGAGACGGCAAACUUCUAUCAAAAAGCUGACCACACACUGAACACCUUGGAGCCAGAGUGCAGCAGCAAGUGGAGGAAGUAUCUUCAGCUGAAGCAGCACUUUUACAUGGCUUAUGCGUACUGCUAUCAUGGACAGACACUGCUGGCAAGUGACAAAUGUGGUGAGGCUAUAAGAUCCCUCCAGGAAGCUGAGAAAUGUUACUCUCGUGCUGAGGCGCUGUGUAAAGACUACCGUCAGACCAAAGGACCGGGUUCCACGGCCAAACCAUCGGAGCAGCUUUUCUUCCUCAAACUGGGUGGCCUCAUUAAAAUGACACUGGAGAAGUGCCAGAGAGAAAACGGCUUCAUAUACUUCCAUAAAGUCCCAGCUGAGGCGCCCCAGCUGGACAUGAAGGCGAGUUACGGCCUGGCUGAGCCGGUCCCCUUUGAGCUGCCGCCUCUCAGUGAGCAGUGCACUCCUGAGGUCUACGCCACCUUCGAUCUGACAAAGGGAGCCAAAAAUGACAAGGCCAAGCCCAAGGAGGAGGAGGUGAAACCAGUGAAGGAACCGGAUUUGAAGCCUCAGAAGGACACAGGCUGCAUCAUCUCCUAAACCUCUCAUUCAUUCAGUUUUCAGCCUCAUGUUUCACCACUAUCAUUUACAAAGCAA